AAGAGCAGUCUGAACCUGGGACCCAAGGCAGACCUAGAAAGGACGCAGAGGGAAAGGAAGGUGUGUGGCCACGGAAAGCAAGAGCGGGCGCAGAGGUCCUUCAGGGAGGAGGGAACUGCCAUGGACCGAAAGGAAUGCAGUCACUCUGCAGGACCAUAUACAAAGAGUCAACAAGCUCAACAUGCCGGAGGAUCAGAGCUGAGAGUCAUUCUGGUGGGCAAAACAGGAACCGGCAAAAGUGCUACGGGGAACAGCAUCCUCGGGAAGGAAGCAUUUGAGUCCAGGCCGAGUGCCCAGUCCUUGACGAAGACUUGCAGUAAAAGUCGGGGAAGCUGGGGAGACAGAGAGAUGGUUGUCAUUGACACACCAGACAUGUUUUCUGGGAAGGGCCCCUCUGAAUCCCUGUACAAAGAGGUACAGAAGUGCUACUUACUCUCCGCACCAGGACCUCACGUGCUGCUCCUGGUGACACAGCUGGGCCGAUUCACCACGGAGGACCAGCAGGCUGUGCAGAAGGUGAAGGAGAUCUUUGGAGAGGAUGCCAUGAGACACACAAUUGUCCUCUUCACCCACAAGGAAGACCUCAAGGGAGGCUCCUUGAUGGAUUACAUCCAUGGCUCAGAUAACAAAGCCCUAAGCGAGCUGGUGGCUGCGUGUGGGGGGCGAGUGUGUGCCUUUAGUAACCGUGCUAAAGGGAGCAAUCGGGAUGACCAGGUGAAGGAGCUAAUGGACUUAACUGAGAGCCUAGUGAUGGCGAAGAGGGGUGGCCACUACAGCAAUAGGCUGUACAGCCUAGUAACAGGGUCAGAAUGUGCAACUGUGCAGUCAGAGGAAAGAUUACAGGACUUCAAAGAGAGCUUUGUAAAGUACACGGAAAUUCAGAGACGUUCAGCCAUGGCCAAAGCCCUAAUCCUAAUAGUGAUGUGUAUUCAGGUGUUUGUCAGAUUGCAAACUCUGUUAUUUCGUGUCUUGCACGGAAUGUGCAAUUUCUUUUACCGCUUACUGUUUACCAUGUGCCAUUUAUUCUGUCGCUUACUGUUAAUUAUACCCCAAAAAUUAAUGGUAAUUUUUAGAAAGACCAUUAGACGGGAAUGCAAGACUCCUAUAUUAUAGUUACAAUUAGUGGUUCUCUAUCCACUGUCAUUUAGUGGGUGAAUCACACACUGUACCUCCCUGUAGAACACAGUGCCUGACAGCACCAAACGUUUGAGAUUCUGUGAAGUGCUUAAAUCUUAACAUCAUUCUAUUUGUCAGUAAACCAAAUGAUUUUAAAAGUUACUGUUUGUAUUGAAAUAUAGCUUUUAAAACUUUUAAACAUAAAAUUCCUCUCAUUUGCAAAUCUCUAAAGUCAGUUUUAGGUCCCUAAAAACUCCUUUUCUUCUUUAUACUUACUAUUUCUACUGAAUAUAACAAAAAUAACAAUAAAAUUUCUACUGGGUACAGUACAAUAACAAGUAAGCUGUAGAAUUCCUGAGAUCACAUGUCUUCAAUUCUGUGCUAUGGUUUUAUCUUCAGAAGAUGGUAAGUGAACACGUGGCUCAUUUCUGUAACACAACCAAUGCAUGCUCAACAAUCACACGCGGACACACUCACACAUCAAUAGUCUGUUUUAUGUGCAUCCAAUUUGCUUAACAUUGAAAGAGGCUCAGCCAGACUUUACCCCUGGUGCCCAUUCCCAGUUAGCAUUGAAACUCACACAGACGCUUACGCUUCAGACAAGAUGGUGGACUGAAUAGUUUGGAGCACCAUCCUGUUAAACGCAACUAGAAUUUUUAAAAAUAAACACAGGGCUUCCCUGGUGGCGCAGUGGUUGAGAGUCCGCCUGCCGAUGCAGGGGACACGGGUUCGUGCCCCGGUCCGGGAAGAUCCCACAUGCCGCGGAGCGGCUGGGCCCGUGAGCCAUGGCCGCUGAGCCUGCGCGUCCGGAGCCUGUGCUCCGCAACGGGAGAGGCCACAGCAGUGAGAGGCCUGCGUAGCGCAAAAAAAUAAAUAAAAUAAAAUAAACACAAUCUUUAUGACUGAUGAGCUCACUAGAAAAUUAGGAAAACUCCAAGCAUGAAGCAGACAAUACACAUAAAAAGGAUGUGGAGCUAAAAGGGGAGUUGAGAGCCAUGAGGACAGGCAAACCCAGAAGGCAAGGUUGACCUACAGACAAACGCCUACAUCAAUCCCAAGAUGAAGAAACUCAACCUUGGAUUGUUGGUAAAGUUAGAGAGCUGAUUCUGAGGUCUCUGAUCCCCAGACCCAAACCUAUAUUAAACCUUCCCUAAUAUUAUAAAUUCUAAUAUUAUAAAUUAAAUUUAAAGUAUUUUUUAACCAAAUGUAAAAUAUUCUGUUUUUUUUAUUUCUUCUUAUGCUCAUUUUUGUAUGAUGUGCUUUUCAAGGAAUUUUUCCAUUAUACUUAAGUAGUUGAAUUUAUUUGCAGAAACAUAAAAUAUUUUAUCAUCCCUUUAAUAUGUACAAGAGCUAAAUUAUUGGGUUGGCCAAAAAGUCCGUUUGGGAACCCAAUACUUGUUCCUCUUCAAAUUCUGAUAUUGGCAAUUUAUGAUUAUUUCUUUUUGUUUGAUCAGCCUGGCUAGAAGUUUAAUUUUAUAAGUUUUACAAAAAUCUAACUUUGAUUUUCUCCUUUAUAUUUUCUCUGUUCCAUGCCAUUGAGCACUUUUAAAAAUCUCUUUUGCCCAGAAUGUUUUAAUUUCAAAGAAGUUCAACUCAUCAAUUUUUUCUUUCAUAAAUCAUGCUUUUAGUGUUUUAUCUAAAAAGUCAUGACCAAACCCAAGAUCUCCUAGAUUUCCUCCAGUGUUAUCUUCUAGGAAUUUUAUAGUUUUACAUUUUACAUUUAUAUCCAUGAUCUCUUUUGAAUUGAUUCUUGUGAAAGGUAUAAGGUCUGUGACUAGAUUCUUUUUUUUUUUUUGCAUGUGGAUGUCCAGCAUCAUUUAUUGAAAAGUCUAUGCUUUUACAACCUAAGUGUCCAUCAACAGUUGAAUGGAUAAAUAAGAUGUGGCACGUAUAUACAAGGGAAUAUUACUCAGCCAUAAAAAGAAAUGAAAUUGAGUUAUUUGUAGUGAGGUGGAUGGACCUAGAGUCUGUCAUACAGAGUGAAGUAAGUCAGAAAGAGAAACACGAAUACCAUAUGUUAACACAUAUAUAUGGAAUCUAAGAAAAAAAAUGGUCAUGAAGAACCUAGGGGCAAGACGGGAAUAAAGACAUAGACCUACUAAAGAAUGGACUUGAGGAUACAGGGAGGGGGAAGGGUAAGCUGGGACAAAGUGAGAGAGAGUCAUGGACAUAUAUACACUACCAAACGUAAAAUAGAUAGCUAGUGGGAAGAAGCUGCAUA
This is a messenger RNA of Globicephala melas (long-finned pilot whale), 3337 nucleotides long. It is a transcript of the gene GIMAP2, whose product is annotated as GTPase, IMAP family member 2. Gene Ontology annotation, cellular component: endoplasmic reticulum. Lineage: Eukaryota; Metazoa; Chordata; Mammalia; Artiodactyla; Delphinidae. The record is from RefSeq and is a predicted model, not a curated record. Gene Ontology annotation, molecular function: GTP binding.